Molecule: messenger RNA, 1365 nt
Organism: Acaulospora morrowiae
Lineage: Eukaryota; Fungi; Glomeromycota; Glomeromycetes; Diversisporales; Acaulosporaceae
Source: the annotation of a GenBank genome assembly
AUGUCUGUUUCUAAAACCCCUGAGAACGAUGUCGAUGCUGUCUCGAAUCAACUAGAUCGCAUCGAACUAAACGAGUCUACUGAAGAUAAAAAUAAUAAUCCUCUGGGUAACUCUAAUUUAUCGGACGUAGGAAAAUCUCGCGAGGGCGAAGGCGACGACGACUUUGUUAACUUCAACGCUCUGUGGGAGACCUUGGAACGCGUCUUUCAACAACCCUGCAAAUCCAUUUCGCGAAUUGAUCAAAAGACUAGCAAUCAAAUACCUUACCUCGUCGUCAUGGAGGAUGAUUCAAAAUAUGUUGUACGUAUCUCUUAUCCACAUCCUGAAAACCAAUUUCAUAACUAUUCCGAAAGUUACGCGGUCAAAAGGUUGGAAUGUGAAGCUAACUUGACAAGUUACGUGGCUUCCUGCACAAACAUUCCCGUACCUAAUGUUUACUAUUGGAAUGCUAAAAAGAAUAACGAUGUUGGAUCGGAAUUUGUUAUAAUGGAAUACUUGCGCGGCAUUCCUUUGCGUGACGAAUGGUCGGAUCUUUCAUUUGAAGAAAAACAAGAAGUGUUGUUACAAAUUAUCGAUAUUUUGUUGACUCUCAAAGAACUCGAAUUUCCAAUGAUCGGGAGUUUGUACACCAUUAAGGAUUGCGAGAAAAGCAAAAUGACCAUUGGUGAAUGUGUCUUCCAUGUUUUCAUGCAGUCAGGAAGAGACGAAACUGAAGAUGCACAAUUUGGUCCGUUUCUUAGCACUCGUGAAUUUUUGCAGGCCGCAUUGGGCAAAGAACUCGGGUUUCUUGAAAGUCUAGACGAUGAGUGCCAUCAAUUGUGGAGUCCAAUUCAAAUGCAAUUAAUCGAACUAUUCUUUAAACAUUUCGAGAGCAAAGAUCAUGACCUCACGUUUGUGAUAUGUCCUUCGGAAAUAAGUGCGUCUAAAAUAUUGUUGGACCGUGAUCUCGAUGGCAACAUAAAAAUUUCCGGCUUUCUUGCCUGGGAUUGUACAGGCACCAAACCUCUGGAGUGUCUUUAUAAAUAUCCUCUGUGGAUUAAGAAUAACGUGGAAAAUGCAACUCAUUCGAAGGAAAGGAAGGCGGAAAACAUAAAGCUCCAAGAUUUUUUCGCCCAAGAACUAUUUGAAUGCGAUCCAGAUGCGAAGAAAAUUUGUGGAGACAUAAUGAGAAACCAUUUUAUUACCGCUAUCUUGGAAGAGUACAUGCGCCCUUGGUCAAUUCAUAAACGGAUUCAAUUAAUGUAUGAUAAACUUAAUGAAGGUGAAUCCGAAGAAUCCAAAGAAUGCACCAAGGACCGCAACGAAGACCACACUAUGAAGAACUAUGCAAGUGAGUCUGAAGAAAACGGUAAAAAAAACGUUUAG